Molecule: messenger RNA, 204 nt
Organism: Dracunculus medinensis (Guinea worm)
Lineage: Eukaryota; Metazoa; Nematoda; Chromadorea; Rhabditida; Dracunculidae
Source: the annotation of a GenBank genome assembly
AUGUUGGAUCGUCCAUUAGGAUCGAUUAGGGUCCAACAGAGAAAGAGAUAUGUUCAAGUCGGUUUUAGAAAAAGCCGAGGAAUACGAGACAUUAUUGAUGGUGUACGCUUGAUAAUUGAAAAGGCCAAAGAAUACCAAACAAGAAAAUCAUUAUAUGAUGGUUCAUCGAUUGCAGGAAAGCCUUUAAUUGCCAAUUGCCGAUAA